Oppiella nova is the source of this 447-nucleotide messenger RNA. Lineage: Eukaryota; Metazoa; Arthropoda; Arachnida; Sarcoptiformes; Oppiidae. The record is from the annotation of a GenBank genome assembly.
AUGUUUGUGUCGUACACUCAUAUCAACGUUGGAGUGAAGGGCCAGAAGAAUAACAUUGGAUUCAUUCAACUGAAUCGACCGAAAGCUCUGAACGCCUUAUGCGAUGGACUCAUGAGUGAAGUGUCGAAAGCCAUCGACGAGUUCGAGGCCGACAAAGACAUCGCUGCCAUCGUUUUGACCGGAAAUGAGAAGGCAUUCGCCGCCGGCGCCGACAUCAAGGAAAUGGUGGACAACACGUUCGCGCAGUGUUUCGCCGGCAACUUCCUGUCCCAUUGGGAUCGAGUCGCGCGAUCUGUGAAGCCUACCAUCGCCGCCGUCAAUGGAUACGCCUUGGGCGGCGGCUGCGAGUUGGCCCUCAUGUGUGAUAUCGUAUACGCCGGCGACAACGCAAAAUUUGGUCAGCCGGAGAUACUCAUCGGUGCCAUCCCUGCAUUUGCUAUCAUUUGA